This is a messenger RNA of Volvox carteri f. nagariensis, 3726 nucleotides long. RefSeq lists its product as uncharacterized. The record is from RefSeq and is a predicted model, not a curated record. Bases 1 to 3726 code for a protein of 1241 amino acids. Lineage: Eukaryota; Viridiplantae; Chlorophyta; Chlorophyceae; Chlamydomonadales; Volvocaceae. Gene Ontology annotation, molecular function: ATP hydrolysis activity; ATP binding. The transcript is spliced from 19 exons.
AUGAACAAUACCGACAGCAACAGCGAUACCGAGUCUGGCGCCGUUGAGGUGGCCGUUCAGCUGUCACGGUUCCACAUGGAGACGAUUGAGGGCAGCGCCACCGGUGACGUCGACAUCCGUGGCCUCUGUUUAAGCUUUGGCGAUCGCAGGCUUCUCACUGACGCGCAUCUAUAUCUGCGGAGAGGCGUGCGUUACGGCCUUGUCGGUCGCAAUGGCACAGGCAAGAGCACCUUGCUCAAAGCCUGUGCGAACAAAUCCAUCCCAGGCAUGCCCCGAGACAUGAAGGUAAUCGCACGUAAAGUCAUGUACGUCCAGCAAGAAAACGUGCCGGGGGACCAGCGUUCCGCCCAGCAGACCGUCCUAGAUGCCGCCAGCCCCCGGGGGGGGCUGAUGGCGCAGAUCGCCGAGCUGGAGGAGGCCCUGGGGGGGGAGGGGGAGGGGGAGCUGGAGGGAGCUGACGCGGGCGGCUGCGGCGAGGUUGUGGCUGCGGAGGCGGCUGCGGCGGCUGGGGUUGAGCAUAACGAGAAGCAGGAUGAGGACGAGGAAGAGAAGAAGAAGAGGCCGGAGGAGAGGCGGGCUCAGCGUUUGGUGGUGUGUGUACGGAGCAUACUGGCAGCCCGCGCAGAGGGGCAGGCAGUGGAGGCAGGCAAGAGCAAGCGGCAGCUAGACGGAGCCGGACUCGCGCUCACCCCCGAAAAGGCGGCCUCCCUGGCGCCUCAGCUGCUAGCGGACCUGUACGACAGCCUUGAUCUGCUGGGGGGCAGUGAGGAGGAGGAGCAGCGGGCCGCGGCGGAGGUGUUGUACGGACUUGGUUUCGAAGCGCAGCGGCUGCGUGGUGUGGCGACCAGGGAGAUGAGUGGCGGCUGGCGGAUGCGGGUAGGUGGGGGCCGGGGGGUUGAGGUAGCUCUUGCUUGCGCCCUCCUGGCCCAGCCGCAUCUGCUGCUGCUCGAUGAACCCACCAACCACCUGGACCUCGGGUCCAUACUUUGGCUGCAGGUGCUUGCGCGGGCGGGGGCGGGGGACUACCUGACCCGCCGCUGCCCGGGGCAGACGGUUGUGGUGGUUAGCCACGACAGGGCCUUUUUGAAUUGUGUGGCUCAGGAAACUGUUGUCCUGCGGGACGGCCAGUUACAGUACUUCCCAGGCACGUACGACAUGUACGUGCAGGCUCGCGCGGAGGCCUCUCUUCACAAGCAGCGCCAGGUGGCGGGUCAGGAACGGCACAAGGCCCUCCUAGUUGACACCAUUGCCAGGGCGGAAAGGGCUGCAAGGGAGGCGGGUGAUGACAAGCGGCUCCUUCAGGCCGCAAGUCGCCGCAAAAAGAUGGACCGGCUUGGCGCGGAGAAGACCGCGGACGGCAAGCGAUUCAAAGUGUCGUACUGGGCUGGCUGGCAUGAGACACUGCGGCCACAGGAGCCCGUCGUGAUUCAGUUCCCGCCACCCGAGCAGCUGCGGCAACGGGGGCCGCUGCUGCAGCUGCGUGACGUCACAGUGGCGUACGGCAGUACACUGGCGCACCCGAGUGGCGGAGCUGGAGAUGCAGCUGCUGCGCCAGCGGCGGCGGCGCCGCCGCCUGUAAAGCUGUCUGCCGCCGCCAAGCACCAGGUAACGGCGGCGCCGCCGCCACUGGCGGUGACGUCUACUCCAGGCGAGGUCGGCGGGCUGGAGAGCGCCGUCGCCCCCUGCGGCAGCGGCAGUGGCGCUGGCGCUGGCGCUGGCGCUGGUGUGGUGCUCAGCCACGUGGCUAUGGACGUGGAUCAGGGUGCUCGUAUCGGUUUGCUGGGUCUGAACGGGAGCGGCAAGUCCUCCCUGCUGCGGGUGCUGAGCGGCGUCCUGGCGCCUGUGUCCGGGGAGCUCAUCUACCCCUGCUCGGCGUCGCGCCUGUCGGUGGCGUGUCUAGACCAGCACAGCGGCAGGAAGCUGCUGGCCAUGGCGGCGACGACGAAUAAGGCUUGCGCGCCGCAUUUGAAGCCUCAGGAGGUGUACGACUACCUGGGCAAGUUUGCCGUACCGGGCCCUGUGGCGGCCAUGCCGUUGGCGGCUCUGAGCGGCGGUCAGCGGUGUCGAGUGGCUCUCGCUCUGGAGAUGCUGCCCAGGCCCCACGUGUUGCUCCUGGACGAGCCCACCAACCACCUGGACCUGAUGACGGUGGACGCCCUGACGGUGGCCGUGAGGGAGUGGGGAGGUGCUGUCGUCAUCGCCAGUCACGACCUGCAGUUCCUCAAGGGCACAUGCCGGGAAAUCUGGGUGGUGGAGGGGGGGCAGGGGAAUUGGACCCCUUUUGCAACACCCCUCUGUUUGACCCCUGGUCAGCGGUGUCGUGCGUCUCUCGCUCUGGAGAUACUGCCCAGGCCCCACGUGUUGCUCCUGGACGAGCCCACCAACCACCUGGACCUGAUCACGGUGGACGCCCUGACGGUGGCCCUGACCAACGGGGACCCUUAUAGCGGUCUGGCGUUCCUGGCUGCUUCCAACCUGGUUUCGGAGAGGGCAGCCGGGGCAGAUCUACGGGCCGCGGCGUUGCCCAGCACCAAGAGCGGUACAUUCGUCACGCCGCUGCAGGCAAGUGUGGGUAGUUGGGCUAUGGUUGGAGAGCCCAGGCCUGAUCAGCGACAGCUACUGCCUCUCCUCGGGAUGCCCCCUCCUAGUCGGCCAGGCGUAUACGGCGGUCGUGGAGGUAGCAGCCAAGUCCCAGACCGGCGGAUCGGACGAUGCGUUGGGGGCGGUUCCCUGGGACCCCACGGGCAAUUGGGCCGGCUGCUCCCUGAGCUAUGGAGGGAAGGAAGGGGACCUGUACCCCGUGGCCAGGACCAGAACCAGCAAAUCGACAUUGCCAAGCUGGACCGCGCAUACAACAUCGCCGUGGCGGCGCUGGUGCUAGGCCUCGUUUUGUCGGUGCUGGCGCUGGCUCUAGUGCUGUACGUAGUUUCCUUGGUGCGCGGCGGCCGUGGUGGCGGCGGCGGCGGCGGCUGUCUCAGCCCAGGCCUUGGUGAUCCGCUUCGUGGUAGUGCGCCCUCAAUUACAAUGUCCGAUUCUGACAGCGAGACUUCGGUCAGCUACAACACGAUGUACACCGAACUAAAAGCGCGACUAGUCGCACUUAAGGAAAAUAAAGAUGUCAAGGCUGCGCAGGAGCGUCGCGCCGCUGACCCGGGCGUAAUUUUGAACAAGCAGCAGCUGGCUGCCAUGGACCAGCUGAACGCCGUGAAGCUGCAGCUGACAACCAUUAAGAAGCUUAUGGACACGAAGCCUGACGUGCAGGCGGUCGACGGUCCACCGGCGAAGCGGGCCCGUGUCGCCCUUGAGGAUUUCAAAUGUGACUUCGGCGCCAGCGAGGGCAAAGCGAACAAGUCUCUCAGCGGACAGCGCGUGCAUACCGAGAAAUGCUACAAUGCGGUAAUGGACAUUGAGGACGCGUGGCGCAACGUCCUCGCGGCUCGGCCCGGCGAGGAACGCUUCAGGAACAUCGAGGCCAUGGAGAUUGCCAUCACCGACGGCAAGGCCGUGUUCCGGGGGGUCGCGAAGGAGCUGGUCGUUGCAUACAACCACGGCUGGGAGGUCGUGCAUGAGAUGCGUGGCAUGGCGUACGCGGAGACGGAGGAGGAGCGCAAGGCGCUGAAGCAGGCCGUGAAGGCGGUGGCGGGCAAGAAGCCCAAGCAGGCCAAACCCGCGAGCGUGCCGGCCGAUGGCGGCGGCUGGUCAACAGCCUCCUGCCAACGUUGUUGA